This is a messenger RNA of Mesorhabditis belari, 903 nucleotides long. The record is from the annotation of a GenBank genome assembly. Lineage: Eukaryota; Metazoa; Nematoda; Chromadorea; Rhabditida; Rhabditidae.
AUGUCCGUUAUCAUCAACAACAACGAGGCUCAGCCAGCAAGGGCACAAAUUGAUCCUCGAUCUUAUGAAGAUUUGUUGAUAAUCGCCGCAACGAUUCGAGAAAUCGCAGGAGAUCGGGCUCAAGCCGACAUUGGAAUCAUUUGCGGUUCGGGACUUGGCGGUUUGGGGAAUCUCGUUGAGGAUCCUUUCCCUGUUCCAUAUGAAAAGAUUCCCGGAUUUCCUCCAUUGCACGUCCCUGGUCAUAAAGGGAUCAUGCUUUUCGGGCGUAUCGCCGGUCACCGAGUCGUCUGUCUACAAGGACGAUUUCAUCCAUACGAGUACAAUAUGAACUUGGCAUUGUGUGCCCUGCCUGUUCGCGUCAUUCACCAAUUCGGUGUUCGCACGUUGCUUGUCUCGAACGCGGCCGGGGGAAUCAAUCCGAAUUUUCAAUAUGGAGAUCUCAUGCUUAUUAAGGAUCACAUUUUCCUUCCCGGCUUAGCUGGAAUGUCUCCUCUUGUCGGAAUAAAUGAUGAUCGUUUUGGGGCUCGUUUCGUCUCUGUGCAUGACUCGUAUGACAGAAGUUUCAGAAAAUUGGCCCUCGACGUGGCGACAAAUCAGGGAAUCCGGGUCUUCGAGGGAAUUUAUGUCAUGUGUGGCGGUCCACAAUACGAAUCACCGGCUGAGGUUUCUUUGUUCAAAACGGUUGGCGCUGACGCUUUGGGGAUGUCAACAUGUCAUGAAGUGACAGUGGCUAGACAAUGUGGAAUCAAAGUGCUCGGAAUGUCGCUUAUCACGAAUAUCGCCAAUCUCGAUGCGGACAAUUCGGUUGAAGUUUCCCAUGAAGAAGUCCUCCAGGCAGCGUCUGAGAACGGGGCAAGAGCUGCUCAGUUUGUGAAAGGAAUUCUCGAGAAAUUGCCACUCGCA